This is a messenger RNA of Cryptomeria japonica (Japanese cedar), 1691 nucleotides long. RefSeq names its product probable protein disulfide-isomerase A6. Gene Ontology annotation, biological process: protein folding. Gene Ontology annotation, cellular component: endoplasmic reticulum. Gene Ontology annotation, molecular function: protein disulfide isomerase activity. The record is from RefSeq and is a predicted model, not a curated record. The transcript has 11 exons. NCBI's taxonomy places the organism in Eukaryota, Viridiplantae, Streptophyta, Pinopsida, Cupressales, Cupressaceae. Bases 320 to 1405 code for a protein of 361 amino acids.
CACUUAGGCAUUCCGGCAGCGUGACGCAACGGCACUGAAUUUACUCGAAUUUUCAAAGCAAUAUUAAAUAAGGUUAGUAAUAUUGCCUUAAUAUCGAGUGCUAAAUAAGGCUCAGCUAAGGUAAAAGCUUGGAAUAGGUCAAAGAGGGGUAGUGUGACUGCUGAUCAUUUGGGCAAGCCUUCCAAUAUAAAUACACGGAGAUCGCAGCCAAAUCUGUCUUCAAAAUAGCGCACUUUAGGUUCUGUACAUCGUAAGAUUCAGUUGUGCUUUAGGGUUUUGAGGGUUUUAAUAGGUUCUGGAGAAUUUAUUCAGAUCCACAAUGAACAAAAUAUGGAUCUUAGCUUUUGCCGGGCUUGCCUUCGCAGCUUUGAUUGUGCAGGUUCGAUCCGAUGACGUGGUGGCCCUAACUCCCGAUACAUUUGACAAUGAAGUGGGCAAAGAUAAGGGUGCGCUCGUCGAAUUUUACGCACCAUGGUGUGGACAUUGUAAAAAACUUGCACCUGAAUAUGAGAAACUUGGGGCAAGUUUCAAGAAGGCCAAAUCUGUUUUGAUAGCAAAGGUUGAUUGUGACGAGCAUAAAAGUAUAUGCUCAAAGUAUGGCGUCUCUGGUUUUCCUACUAUCAAGUGGUUCCCCAAAGGAUCAUUGGAACCAAAAGACUAUAAAGGUGGCCGUACUGCAGAAGAGCUUGCUGAGUUUGUGAAUACUGAGGAAGGUAUUCAUGUGAAAGUGACUGCUCCCCAAUCUGAGGUAGUGGUGUUAUCACCUGAGAAUUUUGACUCAGUUGUUCUGGAUGAAUCAAAAGAUGUUCUUGUCGAGUUUUAUGCACCAUGGUGUGGUCAUUGCAAAAAUCUGGCUCCUGUAUACGAAAAUGUUGCUACAGCAUACAAAUUUGAGAAAGAUGUAGUGAUUGCAAAUGUUGAUGCUGAUAAACACAAGGACCUUGCAGAAAAGUAUGGUGUUGGUGGAUUUCCAACAUUAAAAUUCUUCCCUAAGACCAAUAAGGCUGGUGAAGAUUAUGAUGGUGGUCGUGAUUUGGAUGACUUUGUUGCUUUUAUCAAUGAGAGGGCUGGUACAAAUCGUGAUGGGCAGGGCCGCCUGACAUCUCUUGCUGGCAAAGUUCCAAGCAUGGAGGAUUUGGUAAAAGAAUUUUUGGCUGCUGCUGAAGAUGAACGCAAGGCUGUUUUGGCAAAAUUUGAGGAGGAAUCUGCAAAAUUGGUUGGUGCUCCUGCAAGUUUUGCAAAGGUUUAUGUGAAGGCUGCAAAAAAGACAAUAGAGAAGGGUGUGAACUAUGCAAAGAAUGAGGUUGAUCGACUUGACCGCAUUCUUGAAAAGUCUGUUAGCCCCACAAAAGCAGAUGAGUUCAUUGUCAAGAAGAACAUUCUAUCAUCUUUUGCAUCACAGUAAUCUGGCUUUUCGAUCACUAACAGACUUCAGCUAGCAGAAUCAUUCAAUCAAUUAGGCAGCGCUAAAUGAGAAUGAUAGAUUUUCAUGAUUGAGAGUUAUUUGAGUAGCACAAUAGAAGGGAAACAAGUGUCAUUCUUCUUUUUACCAUUGUUUUCUUGAUAGGAGCCACACAGGGUAAAUUGAGUCACUAAUAAUUUGUACACUUGUCUUUUUGCUAUUUAUGUCAACAAUGGCGAGAAUACAUCCAAUGAUUGCUCCAUGAUAUUGAGAUAUCUAUUUUAACUUA